Lathyrus oleraceus (garden pea) is the source of this 1257-nucleotide messenger RNA. RefSeq lists its product as uncharacterized. The transcript has a single exon. The record is from RefSeq and is a predicted model, not a curated record. Lineage: Eukaryota; Viridiplantae; Streptophyta; Magnoliopsida; Fabales; Fabaceae. Bases 1 to 1257 code for a protein of 418 amino acids.
AUGACAUCUGUUCGUACAAUACUCUCCAUAACUGCUUCUAACGGGUGGUCUCUUCAUCAAAUGGAUGUAAAAAAUGUUUUUCUUCAUGGUGACCUGACGAAAGAUAUUUAUAUGACUCCUCCUCAAGGUUUAUUCUUGUCAUCUAAGGGUGUGUGCAAGCUCAAACGCUCCUUAUAUGGUUUGAAACAAGCGCCUAGAGCAUGGUAUGAAAAAUUCCGCUCAACUUUACUUGGGUUCUCCUUUACUCAGAGUCAAUAUGAUUCUUCUCUAUUUAUUCAUAGAACUUCUACUGGAAUUGUCCUACUUCUUCUGUAUGUUGAUGAUAUGAUUAUUACUGGUUCUGAUCAUGCUUCGAUUCAAAGCCUUAAACAACAGUUACAAGCAUCGUUUCAUAUGAAAGCUCUUGGUAAUUUGCAUUACUUUCUUGGUCUUGAGGUUCAUUCUACAUCCAAGGGCCUAUUCCUCCAUCAACACAAGUACGCCACAAAUUUAAUUUCUAUGGCUGGUCUACAAUCGGCUAAUCCAGUGGAUACUCCUCUUGAGGUUAAUGUUAAAUAUCAUCGUGAUGAUCGUGAUCUCUUGCCUGAUCCCUUAUUGUAUCGUCAACUCGUGGGUAGCCUUAAUUACCUGACUAUUACUCGCCCUGACAUAUCUUUUGCUGUUCAACAAGUAAGUCAAUUCAUGCACUCUCCUCGUCAUCUUCACUUGGCAGCAGUUCGUCGCAUAAUUCGCUACCUGAAGGGAAGCUCUCAUCGUGGUUUGUUCUUUCCCGCUGGAAUUGCUCCUAAACUGAGUGCUUAUAGUGAUGCUGAUUGGGCAGGAUGUCCUGAUACUCGACGAUCUGUCACUGGUUGGUGCAUGUUUCUUGGCUCUUCAUUGAUAUCAUGGAAAAGUAAGAAACAAGCAAGAGUCUCUAAAUCUUCUACUGAAUCUGAGUAUCGUGCCAUGUCUGCUGCCUGUUCUGAAAUAAUUAGGCUUCGUGGUCUUUUGGCUGAACUUGGAUUUCCUCAAAUAGAGCCAACUUCACUUUAUGCGGACAAUACAAGUGCCAUCCAAAUCGUUGUGAAUCCUGUUUUUCAUGAACGCACCAAACAUAUCGAAGUUGAUUGUCAUUCGAUCCGUGACGCAUAUGAUGACAGACUAAUAUCACUUCCUCAUGUCAGUACUCAGUUGCAGGUUGCAGAUAUUCUUACCAAGGCCGUUCCGCAUCCACGUCAUCAGUUUCCUGUUAGCAAAUUGAUGCUCAUUGACCAAUAA